Etheostoma cragini (Arkansas darter) is the source of this 3325-nucleotide messenger RNA. It is a transcript of the gene fbln1, whose product is annotated as fibulin 1. The coding region runs from base 174 to 2207 and encodes 677 amino acids. Gene Ontology annotation, cellular component: extracellular region. NCBI's taxonomy places the organism in Eukaryota, Metazoa, Chordata, Actinopteri, Perciformes, Percidae. The transcript is spliced from 16 exons. Gene Ontology annotation, biological process: extracellular matrix organization. The record is from RefSeq and is a predicted model, not a curated record. Gene Ontology annotation, molecular function: peptidase activator activity; calcium ion binding.
UCAUUCCUCCAGUCACUCAGCUCCAUCCCAUCUACGUCUUUCCCGCGGACUGGCUCCUGCGUGUUUAAAGGAGCUCUGCUGUUUAUUUACACAUUCUGCAGAGAAAACGAGCAUAGGCAAGCUCAAAGCUGUCGGACCCCUUUCAUUUCCCCUGAAUCUCUCUUUCUCAUUCAAUGGCUCCGUGCGUAGUGCUGCUCUGCUCUCUGUUCGGACUUCUCCUUGGCCAAGGAGUGGAGCAGAUCUCCAUCGAGGACUGCUGUAGAGAUGGCCAGAAGCACGGCAAUGAUAACGAAGAGUGUGCGUCCCUCCCUCUCAUCUCUGGGUCAAACACAUGCAGGACAGUGCAGGAGCAGUGCUGUGUAACAGUGCUUGAGGAUAACAUGUGCACCACUGGUAUCAACGUGGCCAAAGGCCAAGGAGCCUGUGAAUCUUUAUUCACCAACACCUGCGAGACCAAGACUACAAAGAUGUGCUGUGACUGUUGUCUUCUGGGGAAGGCGACGCAGGAGCAGGGCCUGCCCUGUGACCACAACCUGUCCGUGGGCUACCAGUGUGGCCUUGUGUCCCGGGCCUGCUGCAUGGAUGGAGCCCCAGACAACCAGACCACACCCAGAGAAAAAACUGAAUUACCAAACAAAGAUGAAACCAAUGACAAUGGAAACAAUUCAGUAUUAAGUGAUCAGUGCAAAGGGAAAUGUGCUCAUAACUGUGUGGGAAAUGGCACUUGUUCCUGUUUCAAAGGCUACAAACUCAAGCCAGACGGGAAGAGCUGUGAGGAUAUCAACGAGUGUUUGCUGGGAGCCAGCAACUGUCGGGGAGGAGAGCGUUGUAUCAACACAGAGGGCUCAUUCCGUUGCCAGAGAGAGGUCAGCUGUGGGACUGGCUAUGAACUCACUGACAACAACAACUGCAAAGAUAUUGACGAGUGUGAGAGUGGCAUCCAUAACUGUGGCCCAGAGUUUGAGUGCCAAAACACACAGGGUUCGUUCCGUUGUCUCCCAAAUGUCAAAUGUGGUCCAGGCUUUAUCCAGGAUGCCCUCGGCAACUGCAUUGAUAUCAAUGAAUGUGUCAGCCAGAUGGGCCCAUGUCACCGCGGGCAGAUCUGCAUCAACACAGUUGGUUCGUUCGUCUGCCAGAGGAACUCUGUUAACUGUGGUCGAGGAUACCACCUCAAUGAAGAGGGCACACGUUGUGUUGAUAUUGAUGAGUGUAAGGGCCCUGAAAAGGUCUGCACAGGUCACGGUUGCAUCAACAUGAUAGGCUCCUACCGCUGUGAGUGUGAGACUGGCUACAUCUUCAACAGCAUUAGUCGGGUUUGUGAGGAUAUUAAUGAAUGCAGGCACUACCCUGGCCGCCUGUGUGCUCAUAAAUGUGAGAACACUCUGGGAUCCUACCAAUGUAGCUGCACCACCGGCUUCAAGCUAGCCGCUGACGGCAGGAAUUGUGACGAUUUAAAUGAGUGUGGGAGCAACCCAUGCAGUCAAGAGUGUGCCAAUGUGUACGGCUCCUACCAGUGUUACUGUCGCCGCGGCUACCAGCUCAGUGACAUAGAUGGCAUGACUUGUGAAGAUAUAGAUGAGUGUGCCCUGCCCACUGGAGGUCAUAUUUGCACCUAUCGCUGUCACAACACCCCUGGCAGCUUCCACUGUUCCUGUCCUGUCAGUGGCUACACAUUGGCACCGAAUGGGCGCAGCUGCCAGGAUAUUGAUGAAUGCUUGACGGGAACGCACACAUGCACAGUGAAUCAGAGCUGCUUUAAUGUGCAGGGAGGAUUCAGAUGCCUGCUCUUCGAGUGUCCAAAUAACUACCGUCGUGUUGGAGAGAAUCGAUGUGAACGCUUGCUUUGCAAUGACUCUGUCGAUUGCCCUGCCCUGCCCCUGAGAAUAACCUACUACUACCUCACCUUCCCCACCAACAUUCCCGUCCUCACCAACAUCUUCCGUAUGGGCCCCUCCCACACCGUGGCCGGCGAUGAUAUCCAGAUUGUUAUCACCUCUGGCAACGAAGGCGGUUUCUUCAAGACGGAGCAAGUUCCCACCGGCGGCGUGAUGUCGGUGGCAAAGCUCAUCAACCAGCCACAGGACUUUGAGCUGUCUCUGGAGCUGAGGCUUCGCCGCUACGGCACGCUCAGCACAUACCUUGCAAAAGUGCUGGUUUUCGUUACCCAGGAGGAGCCCAGAGUACCUUACAAUGCCCUACUAGAAUAAAAACCGGAGUUAAUGUAGGGUUGCACAAGUUACUACACUCUUAAAAAGGAUGUGUCAUUUUAAAUGCAACGUCUUGUUGAGAAAAGAAUUCAUCUUCAACACAAAAUUCAUUCAGCCAGAAGCCCAUUUUACUUCAUAUUGAUAUGUGUUGUGCCUAUUCUUAAAUAAAUAGUUUGGGAUAUUAUUUUAGGGAAUACUAUUGUGCAAAAUAGAUGACAAGAUUCAUACCACUAAUAUCUGUACACUAAUUAUAAAGCUACCACCAGCAGCUGGCUAACAUAGCGCACCUUAAAGAAUGGAAAGAUGGGUAGAAACAGCUAGCCUGGCUCUAACUCUCAGUAAGAAAGAAUGUGCGUAUCUUCAAGUGUAUUUCCUAAAAUAUCAAACCAUUCCUUUUCACAAAUGUCCAAUGUAUCAAAUUACUACAAACCACAUUUACUCUGUGGCUUUUGGGGGGGAACUGGUCAAAUUAUCCAUCAUCCAUCCAUAGUCAUCCGCUUAUCCGUGGUCAGCAGGUCCAGCAGGGGACCCCAACCUUCCCCUUCACGAGCCACAUUAGCCAGCCCUGACUGGGGGAUCCCGAGGCCUUCCCAGGUCAGGGUGGAGAUAUAAUCUCGGCUCUACUCCCAGUUCCUCACGGAUGACUGAGCUUCUCACCCUAUCUCUAAGAGAGUCACCAAAUUACCCAGCUUCGUCUAUUUCACUUUUUUUUCUAAAUAAUUUCCACAAAUAUGACUGUUUGACACUAAACGUUUGCUAAAGAUGGCAUCCUUUUUUUGAGAGUUGAUCUGAAAACAAGCAAUACAAUACAACACACAAAAAUCUGAAUAAAGAAGCACAGCUUUUUAGUACUGUAGCAUUUUACAUAAUCAACGUUAGGGACUAGAGUUAGGGAUAAAUUAGUUCCAAUUGAAUGUAUCUUCUUGGAGGUAAGGCAUGUAAUAGCCGCUAGGUGGCGUUCUCGGUCAAGCUAAAUCCUAAAAUAGUAACAACCCUACGUUUGCCUACAAUUGAGUGUAAUUUGAUGAUGGUUGCAUGAUAAAGUCUGACAUUUUGCAGUACUUUAUGGUUUAUGUGUUGGAUGAACAGUUUUCUAUUAAAUUGAAAUAGAAAUAACA